This is a messenger RNA of Podarcis muralis (Common wall lizard), 1861 nucleotides long. The record is from RefSeq and is a predicted model, not a curated record. NCBI's taxonomy places the organism in Eukaryota, Metazoa, Chordata, Lepidosauria, Squamata, Lacertidae.
AUUGUGGCUUUUGGUUUUUAUUUAAAAAGCAGAAAAAGAUGCAGAGCUCAACAGUGGCGACAGAGAAGGUUCAGCUGCCGCCUGCGUCGUGUGUCAGGGGGAAGCAAAACUCCCCCGGAUCCCGUGGCUACUGGGUAUUUGGCAAUUCAGUACCCAACUGAGUCACUGGUUGUGAAGGCAGCAAAUUUCAUUUCCUUCCCUUUAUUUGAGAGCUGCGGGAGCACGAGACAGAAGCGAGCAGAGGCUCCCAGGGCGAGAGGCGGGAAAGGUGCAGCGGAUCGAGCCCUGUUCGGAGAGAUGGGACCGGCAGCGAUGUCUUCAAUUUGGCUCAUCGGAUGCUUCUUGCUGGCAGCUUGCAGCUCUGCUCAAUAUACGGAGACGUCCCAAGCGGCCAUGAAAGAGACGGGAUUUGUGGAGUCUCCGCUGUGCUCUGGCGCCGAUGGCUCCGACCCAGGCUGCCCGCGCCGCAAGAAGUCGGUUACGCUGCUGCCCUCGUUCACCAAGACCACGGCGCACCCCACGAAACACACCACGGCGCACCACACAAAACACAGCACGGCGCACCCCACGAAACACACCACAGCGCACCACACAAAACACACCACGCCACGCACACCACGGCGCACCACACAAAACACACACCACGCCACGGCCCACAAACACACCACGGCCCACCACACAAAACACACCACGGCGCACCCCACAACACACACCACACCGCACUCCAAGAAGCACACCACUCUCCACCCCACGACACACCCCAGGAACCGCACCACCCCACACCCCGCCCCCACCCAUCAGCCCACACAACCACCCGUCGUCCGCGUUGGAGAUUAUGCGGUCCCAAAGGGCUCGAACCCGUGUUUGCGGGUUCAAGCGGCGCUGCAGCUCCGAGUCCGCUAUACCGACAAGGCUAAGCAGGAGGUCUGGGGGGACUUUGCAGUGAACCCCAACCGCACAGAGUUUUCCGGGAACUGUACCAACCAAACAGCUGUCCUCCACCUGCACUUCCUAGAGGGCGACCUUCUCUUUACUUUCAGAAAGAAUUACACCAGAAAUAUAUUCUACCUGAGUCGGGUGCAGGCCUACCUAACGUACCAGUUCCAUCAGGCUGCAGCGAAAUCCUUCAGAGCCGACAAUUCCUCUCUCCGCGAGUUCGAGGCCAGACUUGGGCACUCUUACCAGUGCCGGAACCGCACCUUGUUCCUGGCAGAAGGCUUUCAUCUCAACGCCCUGCAAGAGCAGGUCCAGGCCUUUGAGCUUCAAGGUGGAAAAUUUGGGGAAGCCGAGGUCUGCCCGGAGCAGAGACGCACCCUCUUGGUGCCCAUCAUUAUCGGCGUCCUCCUUCUGGUCCUCAUCCUCAUCGUGGUCGUGGCCUUUUUGAUUGGGCGAGCGCGUGGCCACAGGGGCUAUCAAACCAUUUAAAGGGGAAGCCGUUUCCCACAGCUGGGCCUAAAGAGAACCAAGAAUGGGGCUUUGGUUUUUUUUUUAAAAGGGGGGUGUCUUUCUGCAACAGGGGGGCAGGGGGUUGACACCCCCCCCCUCAGGGGUGGGGUGGGAGUUCUCCGAGUCGCUAGACUCGCACCUGUUUCAUUCACUCGCUUGGACUGCUGGUUCGCACAAGACACACCUGGAGGAAGUGAAAAGGACGAUACGUUUCUGCACAAAGGUGCAAUUUGUGGGCUGAGGGGCAGUUACAUCUCACUUCUGUCAGACUGCACUUUAAAUCUGGGAGGAGAAUCACAGAAUUGUUCUGCUGGGAUUCCCAAGGGUCAUCUAGUCCAACCCGCUCCCGGAAUGCAGCUAUGAAACCCCUUGACAGGCGGCCGUCCAACCUCUGAUUAAAAACCUCCAAUCUCAA